Toxotes jaculatrix (banded archerfish) is the source of this 2390-nucleotide messenger RNA. It is a transcript of the gene rhbg, whose product is annotated as Rh family B glycoprotein. The coding region runs from base 202 to 1581 and encodes 459 amino acids. The transcript is spliced from 11 exons. Lineage: Eukaryota; Metazoa; Chordata; Actinopteri; Toxotidae. Gene Ontology annotation, cellular component: plasma membrane. Gene Ontology annotation, molecular function: ammonium channel activity. Gene Ontology annotation, biological process: ammonium homeostasis; ammonium transmembrane transport. The record is from RefSeq and is a predicted model, not a curated record.
UCACACACACACACACACACACUCACACUCACCCACACCCGCACCAACCUCCUGUCUCUGCACUGAGGACACCCCUGGGUGUGUGUGAGAGAGACAGUGUGCGUCUAACUUUCCGUGCUGGAUCUUUAAUCCCUUUCAUCCCCUACUCCAGCAGCGAGCCUCAUUAAGCCUUGCCUCGUCUCGUCUCACUGGGAAGAAAGCAUGGCAGACGGAGCGUCCACCAACAUGCGGCUGAAGCUGCCGAUCACCUGCUUCAUCCUGGAGAUCAUCCUCAUCAUCCUCUUCGGUGUGCUGGUGCAGUACGACAAAGAGACGGAUGCAAGGGAAUGGCAUAACGAGAGCCACUCUAACUAUGAGAACGACUUCUACUACCGCUACCCAAGUUUCCAGGACGUCCAUGUCAUGAUCUUCAUUGGUUUCGGCUUCCUCAUGACCUUCCUGCAGCGAUACGGCUUCAGCAGCGUGGGCUUCAACUUCCUGAUUGCAGCCUUCGCCCUGCAGUGGGCAACGCUCAUGCAGGGCUUCUUCCAUGGUAUGCACGGAGGCAAGAUCCACAUCGGAGUGGAGAGUAUGAUCAAUGCUGAUUUCUGCACUGGCUCUGUGCUCAUCUCAUUUGGGGCUGUCCUGGGUAAAACCAGCCCGGUCCAGCUGCUGAUCAUGGCGAUGUUCGAGGUCACGCUGUUCGCUGUCAAUGAGUUCAUCCUGCUCACUGCUCUGGGGGCUAAAGAUGCCGGAGGCUCCAUGACCAUCCACACAUUUGGGGCCUACUUCGGCCUGAUGGUGACUCGAAUCCUGUACCGACCCAACCUGGAAAAGAGCAAACACAGGAACGGCUCAGUCUAUCACUCUGACCUGUUCGCUAUGAUCGGUACCCUCUACCUGUGGAUGUUCUGGCCCAGCUUCAAUUCUGCCAUCACGGCUCACGGAGACGACCAGCACCGCACAGCCCUGAACACCUACUACUCCCUGGCAGCCUGCACUCUGUCCACCUACGCCAUGUCCGCCAUCACAGAACACAACGGAAAGCUGGACAUGGUCCACAUCCAAAAUGCUGCCCUGGCCGGCGGAGUCGCAGCGGGAACGGCUGGUGAAAUGAUGCUGACACCGUUUGGCUCCAUGAUUGUCGGUUUCCUGGCGGGCAUUAUCUCUGUCCUGGGCUUCAAGUACCUCUCACCCAUCCUGGAGUCAAAGCUCAAGAUCCAAGACACCUGCGGGGUUCACAACCUGCACGGCAUGCCCGGCAUCCUGGGCGCUGUCGUGGGAGCAGUUACUGCUGCUCUGGCAACCGUGGACAUUUAUGGAGACGGGAUGGAAGACGUGUUCCCUGACGUGGCCAGCGGAGACAUCACUGCGUCUUUCCAGGGCGUUCGUCAGGCCAUUUCCCUCGCUGUCACCCUGGGCAUGGCCCUGCUGGGAGGGCUUAUUGUCGGCUUCAUUUUGAAGCUUCCCAUCUUCGGAGCUCCUCCUGACGCCAUCUGCUUUGAGGACAGCAUCUACUGGGAGGUUCCUGGAGACGAGCCGAGUCAUGACGACCAGCUGACCACCGUGAGGACGGAGGAGUCUGAGAAGCUCAACAGCUAAACACACGCACACACACACACACACACACACACAUGCUGAGGUUUUAACAUCCUAGCACUUGAGUAUCACACCCUGUAGGUGUUAUACAAAAAAAAAAAAAAUUUUAAGUACCCACAUUGUGCUCAUGUCAGCUGCCAAACGUUUGUUUCUAUGAGCAAAAACUCACAAAUGCACAUUUUUCAUUCUGAAGAAAAACACAAAUCACAGUUUACUGAGAGCUUUGACCACUAGAGGCUGAUCUAGAGCUAUGCUGCCCUGUGCCACAGGCCUGUGAAAAGGCUGCAGAGGAAAAUGAUGUGUCUGGAAGCUGAUGUCUAAUUGUCAAGGCCACAACAUGGUGACAGAAUUUAAUCUCCACAUCCAGUUCAAACCAAAGACAGAAUCCUUCAGAGCCAGAAACCAUUUAACAGACACAGCCUGGGAAACACAUUUUCGUAGUAAACCAAUUUUUAUUUUUACUAUUUUCUUUAUCUUAAAGGAUUUUCAUGCAAAACAAUGCAUGGACAUAAUGAUGUUUUUUUAUGUAUGUGUUAUCUCCUAAUAGUUCAGGUUUGGGAUUUUCUGUGAUUUUAUUUUUCAUAUUAAACUGUAUAUGAUUAAUUAGAAGAGAAAUAUUACUGUUGGUUCAGUUUUAUCUUGACAUUGUUUGUUGGACCUUCAGACAAAACUCCACAGAUUUUUAGAUUAGCCUAAAUUUAUUUGGCAACAGCUGCCUUCACUGUUUGACCCAAAAUUUCUGUGAAUUGAAAGAAUUUUGAAACGCAAAAUUGAAUUUGUGAACUUUUCGCACAAUAAACUGUUCAAAUGUC